Penicillium soppii is the source of this 390-nucleotide messenger RNA. RefSeq lists its product as uncharacterized. The coding region runs from base 1 to 390 and encodes 129 amino acids. The transcript has a single exon. The record is from RefSeq and is a predicted model, not a curated record. Lineage: Eukaryota; Fungi; Ascomycota; Eurotiomycetes; Eurotiales; Aspergillaceae.
AUGCCCACCCGAACCGUCUUCCUCAACGCCCAAACCAUGGAGCCCGUCUACGCACCAGACUCCCCGAUACCAGGCCGAAAAUGGUACACGGUGCGCUUUCUCCCCGACGAAUCGCACUUCACCGACGACGAACUAAUCAACCUGUCCAUCCAGCGGCUGCGCACAGGAGCAUACCAUGUCGAGGACCAGCCCCUGGCCCAGCUUCGCGGGAUGCACAUCUCGUAUCCGGUCAUGGACAGCCCUAGGCUCAGUGGUGUGGAAGUGGCGAUUGCUAGUGCGCGGAAUUGGCUCGAGGAACUCCUCGAUGGGCGCGCUAUUAUUGACUUGGAGUAUAUUUUUGCGUUUGCGAAUAGACCGGCGCCUUUGCGGGCUAGGUAUAUCAAUAUGUAG